GCGGCGUCGGCAUUGCAUCGGGACGCCGCAGUCUCCGUUCAGCCGGCGUCGCGACGCGAUGUUGUCGGGGCUAAAGUUUCAAUGAAUAGAGUAAUACGGGAAGUGACGAGAGUUUCUAUAGUAAUUUGACAUAAUUAAAAUGAUGUCACGAGCCAUGAAAUGGAGGCCGAUAAAGGACAAAGUCUAAAAUGAAUCCUACAAAAUUUGAAAGGAGAAGGGGAUGCGUUCGACCUCCACAUUUCGAUAUAUUAUGGCUACCGAAGGCGGCAAUCCGUACGGUAGAGGGCGAUCCGUCAGACUGUAUCCUCGUCGUGGGGGUAACUCGGCCGAGAAUGGCUCUAACCGUCCUUAUCGUGAUGCUUCUCUCCAUGUUCCUCACCUUUCACAUCAUCUACGAUAGCGCUCUUAAUACUUUGCACAAAAGUAACCACCAUGUGGAUAGCACUAGACCACCUCUCUUUCUUCUUAGUAGAAAACUCUACCCUGUUGCUGUUAAAAGACUUCCUCAGGCAAUAAUAAUGGGCGUUCGAAAAUGCGGAACCCGAGCACUACUAGAGAUGCUCUAUCUACACCCUAAAGUUCAAAAAGCGGCAGGAGAGGUCCAUUUUUUUGACAGAGAUGAAAACUACAAUAAGGGCCUCGAUUGGUAUAGGAUGCAAAUGCCACAUUCGUACUACGGACAGAUUACUAUAGAGAAAAGUCCCAGCUAUUUUGUAACACCUGAGGUUCCAGAAAGGAUAAGAGCAAUGAACUCCAGCAUAAAACUCCUUCUUAUAGUACGAGAGCCAGUCACGAGGGCAAUAUCAGAUUAUACUCAAUUACGCGCUAACGCUGCCACCUCGCCUCCUACAGCUCUACCCACAGCUACACCAAAAUCUUUCGAGCAACUAGUUUUACAUUCCAAUGGAUCGGUUAAUGAAGGGUAUCGACCUUUAGCCAUUUCUGCUUAUCAUCAUUAUUUGCAUCGAUGGUUAGAGGUUUUUCCACGAGAACAACUACUGGUAGUCAACGGCGAUAUGCUUAUAGAAGAUCCAGUUCCUCAGCUGCAAAAAAUCGAACGUUUUCUCGGCCUGGAACCCAAGAUAGGAAGUCAUAAUUUUUAUUUUAACGAAACCAAAGGGUUCUUCUGCUUAAGGAACGAAACUUCGGAUAGGUGCUUAAGAGAAACUAAGGGUAGGAGACACCCAAGGGUGGAUCCCCACGUCGUUUCUAAAUUACGAAGUUAUUUCGGGGAACACAAUCAAAAGUUUUACGAUUUGAUUGGGGAGGAUUUAGGAUGGCCGGAAGAUUAGUUGAUUUUUUAUUGUUUUGCUUGUAAGGCGGUUGAUUUUUUUCUUGGCUAAAUUUAAAAUUAAGGCACUUACACGUCAAAUAAAAUUAAUAACUUUUUAUAGCAAUUGAUGCUUAAUAUGGUGUUCAAAUAGGUUUUUAUUAGGUUCUUAAAAGCUAUUUUUAAUUAAUAUGAAGGUAUAGUGAUGCAGUCUUAAAUCAACAAUUAGUUCAAAUCAAACCAAAAAAUCAUCCAACUAAUAUGAAACUUAAACCGAUUUUCAGCGUAGAAUUGGUAAAAACCGUGGUUACUCUUUUGGUUGAAAACUUUAACAGGUAAGUGUGAUCUAUUGUUUCCUCACCACUUAAAAAUUAGCAUCUAAAAAACAGUCGGGGAAAUGAAUUGGUUAUUAGAAAUUAAAGAGUUUAUGUUUUUGUAUUUUCUUUUCUGUUUGAUUAAAAAAUUAAGUCAAAUUUUUUGAUCCUCCAGAGUUGAGCCACUCUUUUCUCCCAAAUAAAUUAUUUUGCUUUUAUUGGAUCUGAAAUAAAUAAUGGCCAUGUAAAUUUGCAUGGGUGAAGCCAUAAACGCCUAUAAUUGCCAAAAUUAUUUUUAAAUUCUCUCUUUAAUUUAGCUUUUUUUUACUAAGUAACAUACCUUCAAUAACACGUUACUACUUGAAAAGAAAUAACUGAAAAGAAUAUAAAAAAAUUUCUAACAUAGGGGCAAUUAGCCAAAUUGCUUGCCAUUUCCAGGUCCUCAACCUUAACUUCACUUCUCUAAAAUUAACGGGACGUCACGUUUUACCCUAUUUUGGUUAAAACCAGAAUCGCAGAAACGCAUUGGUAAAUACCAACUAAGAAUGAUUCCACGCUGAAAAUUUAAGUAUUGUAUUUAAUUAAAACAAUUGCCUAUAUUCUUAGUCCUCCCGUGAAAAUAAAGUUGCACUUUGUGAAUCCAUCCUAUAACAUUUGGAUGCUGAGUUUACAUAUUUAUACCUCGGUUACUUGGUAAUUGAGUUGUUUUGAUGAACAGAAGUUGUAAGUUUUUUCUUAUAGUAAGGCCCGAGAUAAUAAAGGCUUGAGAGAUUUUUUGGCUGGAAUUAUAUUGUUCUUUGUUUUUAGAACUAUAGUUUUCACCAAUUCAAAUAAAUAGAAGGAUGAUGUACCGAAUAUACCUAAUAUCUGCAAUAAGUACAAUAACGUUCAACUCAUAAAUUCUUACAAAUAUGUUUUUUGCUCUUAUGUGUUACGGCCUCAGCAAUAUCCUAGAAUGCAAUAUUAAAAAUUUCUCUAUCUUAUGCAACAGCGUUAUCAGCAUGACGGCUGUCAUUAUUAUCUUAAUUAGUUUUUAUAGAGUCAUUGAUGAUACAAAGGAAAAAAGCAGGUAUCAUUGAGGAUAAAUAAUAAAUUCUUAUACUUGAACUUCAGACUUCAUCAGAUCUAAGUUCAUCUAGCAGCUACUAGGCAUAGUGUUUAUAUUAUUUUCAAACUGCAAAAUUUGAUAAGUAUUCUUUCUAAGGAAAAUUAGACAUGAGAUACUAAUAAUGAGUGGGAAGAAAUUUCAGCCUAGAGUUAUCGAAGAUUAGCAAGGACAAAUUACAAAUUUGUUUUGGCCAAUAAUAAGGAGGGCCUCGUACUCUAUUGCGAAAGUGGCUCUUAAUUCUCUAUUUCAUAUUUAAGUAGCUGCUUCUCCAGUUAUCUACAUAGGAAUGACUUAACUUUAGAAGUAACUGCCUACUUUCUACGGCCAAAGUAUUGCAUGAAGUUUAUAAAAGACAACUGCAUAUUAUAUUCUUGGAAAAAAAUAUUAUCCCAAAGAAGAAUUUUUGUGAACUUGGCGAAUCCAGAUGAAUUCAUUAGGGCUAAAUAUUCAAGUUUAGUUCACAAGCGUAAUCCUUUAUAUUGUAUCUGUCAUACCUUAAUUACUUGGCAAUUUUUCAAUCUGGAUCAUCACAAACUUAUUCUUGUAGUAUUCAGGCUAGGUAAAUCGAUGGUAAACGGAAUUGGUUAAGAAAACCAUUGUUCUAAAUACAAAAAAAUGAACAGAUUAGAAAUGAGAAUAACCUACUAUUUAGAAAAUCAUAUAGCUAGAAAAGUCGUUCAAAUUCGCACAUAUUUUGAAGCCAGCGUUACGUUCAUUAUUUUUGUUUUUAUCUCUCCAUAUUUUCUUCAAAUUGGGUAGUGCUGCAUUUACUGGUACAAUAACAUGUAUCUCAAAAGCCCUUACAAGUAUCUUAUUCACUUCUUUACCGCAUUAUUUAGACUGAUCAGGAAAGUGAGGAGUUUAAGAAAGCACCUCAGGCUGAAGAGAUCGUUGACUUCUGUGCGUAAUAUGUCACUAUAUCUGCAUUUUCCUUAUUUUUUUAUAGUCUUGUAGAUAUAUUUUGAACUUGAACUAGCGUAACUAUUGGUCCAACAGAAAAACACUUUUUUCCCUCAAUAUUGGUAUAGUGAAGGAUCAUGCCAUAUUUGGUUAUGAAGACAAGAAAACUAAACAUAUUUCUGAAUUUAAAUAUUUGUCAUAAUCUUCACAUCUAAAAAAUCAAUAACUACCAGACAACUUCACGUCACAGAAAUCAGUUUUAAAUAUUAAUAAAAAAAACUUUUAUACUGGCUUGUAACUGUGUGAACUCUUGUUCCUAGCCUCUAUCUUUCCACUCUUUUUCAGAACAGGAUUCCAAUAUGGUAGACCUGAUGCCUUAUCUUUGCCAAGCACUGUGUAAUUGCUGCUCUUACUAUUUCCUCCAUAAGUCUUCUAAGAUCAUCUUCAGUUAUGUAAAGAGCCAGGUUCACCUGAUGCUGUUGUAAUGUUGUAUUAUCAUCUUUAAACUGGAAAAAUUAAUAGUGGUUUAUUUUUGUGGAACACUGGACAUGAGAUAUUAAAAAUGAUCUGAAAAAGGAGGAACCUUUGGGUUAUGUGCCUAGAUCAGAAGAAUAGUAGAGACAUUGUUGAGAUUAAAUAUUUCAAAAAUUUUUUUGGCAAGAAUGAGGCUUCUUGCCUUCAAUUAUGAGAUACUAAAAGCAUAGGACAAUAUUUUUUAACAAAACUUUGGUUUCCUAUUUGUCUUGUUAUGAAAUGAAAAGGUAUUAAGAGUUUAAAUUAAAUAUUGUACAAAAAAAAAUGAUAAUCUCAGAUCUCGUAUUAAAUGACAACACUCAUAAUUUUUUUCUUUAAAUUAAAACAAAAAUUAUUUUUGCCUUCAUAUAACUAAACUAAAUAGAAUCAAAGAAUUCUCAUUUAAAUAAAGUAAGUCUUUAAAUUUAGCCAAGAAAAUCAACUAAAUACAAUAUUUAAAAAAAAAAAAUUAGUUGCUCAAUUCGUUUACAGUUUAACCCAAACCAUCACAGCUAUAAUUUAAUUAAAAUUUCUUCGUUGCCAUAAUUUGUAAUUGAAAAUUAUUGUAAAGGGUGUUUUUUUAGAGGCGGAGAACUUUAAAUUGAAAUUAAACACAAAAUAUUUUAUUGAUAUGAACAAAUUUGCUUUUAUAUUAAAGAAUUUUUUUUGGCAUUAAUAUUUAAAAAUGAUUUCGGGCAUGUGACCCCCACGGCUGGCGCGUACGUGGCGUAAUCUAAAGGUUCAAUUUUCACACACUCUUUCCAGUACUGCAGGCUGUAUUUCGGCAAUCACGCGUCGUAUGUUGGCUUCCAAGUGCUCAAGCGUUUCGGGUUUAUCAGCGUAGAUAUGCGACUUAAUAUAACCCCAAAGAAAAUAUUCUAAUGGCGUCAAGUCGCACGAACGAGCUGGCCAGUUUACAGGUCCAUUGCUUGAAAUUAUUCGUUGCUUGAAUGUUUCUUCCAGUAAAUUAAUUGUUUGGCGCGCUGUAUGGCACGUGGCACCGUCCUGCUGAAACCACAUUUCUGCAACGCCUGCAACGGCUUCCAAUUGAGGCACAAAAAAGUUGGUUAUCAUGUUUCUGUAUCGCUCACCGUUUACUGUAACGUUCUGACGAUCAGCAUUUCUGAAGACAUAAGGAUCAAUGAUUCCACCGGCCCAUAAAGCGCACCAAACGGUUAGUUUUUCUGGAUGUAACGGUUUUUCGCCAAUAGCUCGUGGAUUCUCAUCCCCCCAAAUUCGGCAAUUCUGCUUGUUUACAUAGCCAUUUAACCAAAAGUGUGCUUCAUCACUAAACAAAAUAUUCAUAUGAAAUCGUGGAUUAACAGCAAUCUUUCCUUUCGCCCAUUCAGCUAAUGUACGGCGCAAAAGAUGAUCCUGGGGUUUCAACUCCUGGACAAGUUGAAUUUUAUAUGCUCGCAAUCCGAGAUCUUAGCGCAAACUUUUCCCUAAAGUGGAUAGACAUAAGUUCACUUGUUGAGAACGACGACGAAUUGACACAUUUGGAUCAUUAUCAACACUAUGCUGCACAGCAGCUAUCGCUUGUUGCGUGCGCACUGUACGGCGUCUUACGGCAUGCGUAUUGUCGACUAGAGUAAAAGUAUUGCGAAAAUGAUCAACAGUUUCUUGAAUUAAUCUCUCUGAAGGACGAUUAUGAGCACCAUAAAACUCACGUAAUGCCCGAUGUGUUUCUCGAAUAGAACCAUGUUUUUCAAAAUAAAUUUGAACAAUUUGGAAACGUUGCUCCAGCGUGAGUCUGUUCAUGAUGAAUUGCCAAACCAAACUAAUUUAAAAAUAACCCAGAAUUAUCAGGUCGGCUAUCAUAAAAAACAGUGUUGCCAAAUGAAAGUUCUCCGCCUCUAAAAAAAACAUCUUAUAUAAAUGGUUUAAUAGAAAUAAAUAUUGACAUUUUUGGGUGCGGGCUAUGUUUUCUAUAAAAAUUAAUAUUUGAAAUUAGCCAAACCAUUUAGAAUAAACACUGCUUUUUAGAUAAAGAGACGAUUUACCUGACAAGAAGUAACUAAACAUAUCAAUGUUCUUAUAGUAACAUAAACAUAUCAUGAAUGCCAUUUAUUAUUUACAUAUUAUACAUAAAGAUUUAGUGUUUACUGUUUAAGAUGUUAUGUAUAAGAUUUGUUUUAGAGAAUAUGUUUACAUGUAAGUAAAGAGUGGUUAGAGAAAUUUAAAAAAUGAUAUAGAGGAACAUUUAUAAUAUACAUAAGAGUUAGCAAAAUAUAUUAUAUAUUUUGAAUUACUCUUGCUUCAAAUUUAUAAAAUUUAAUUAAAAAUAAUUUAAUGGAUUAUUGUUGGCCCGA
Messenger RNA from Anthonomus grandis grandis, 6417 nucleotides. It is a transcript of the gene Hs3st-A, whose product is annotated as heparan sulfate glucosamine 3-O-sulfotransferase 1. Bases 189 to 1292 code for a protein of 367 amino acids. Lineage: Eukaryota; Metazoa; Arthropoda; Insecta; Coleoptera; Curculionidae. The transcript has 6 exons. Gene Ontology annotation, molecular function: [heparan sulfate]-glucosamine 3-sulfotransferase activity. The record is from RefSeq and is a predicted model, not a curated record.